AUGAGCGACAAUUUGGCGCCUAAGUUCGCACAACUCAGUGUUCGUUCGGAUAAAGUUGAGGAAGAAUCGCCGGGUUUCUCCCGCACCAAUGGCGAAGAGGAGAAGGGGAAGAAUAAUCCUUGGAAGCUGAUUACAGAAAAAAUCAAAUGGCAGAAUUACGAGGUUGGUAACGCAACUUUUGCCAUUCGUGGCCGUGGUAGUUACAUGGGUCCAUCCCUGAGCGCCCCACAUUAUACCUUCCGCAGAGGUGGCCCCAGUUUUCGGGGACGUGGUUCAGAUGCAGUUCGACCUCGUGGCGCAAACGGUUUAUAUGCGAGGAAUCCGUUUCGAGCCCCCGGUUUGCGCAAUCCUGUGGAACCUCGCGAUGAAAAGAUCGCAGUUACUACUACGAUGGAUGCAGAGACCGUUACUUCACAUCAAGAAAAUCGUCACAAAGUGUCUCCUACGGAUCCAGCUCCGGAUGACCAAGGCCAAUGCAUUGCGAAUGAAGAAACGUCCGUCUCGGGCCCUGUGCCUCCAAGCACUGGAACACUGUCUCCAUUCACAGAUACGUCGUUACCUGUCAGGUCCGUGGUAACUCAGUCCAGUCAGAUCAAACGCUCAUAUCGUGACCGCAUGUCGGCACCUCAGGCUGUGUCCACUCAACCAUCGACAACAGGGGUCUACGAGGCAGGACCUGUUGGGCGUGCCAGACGUUGCUACAUGCGUCAACAUCAAGCUGCUUACGUGUCCGAGCCUGAAACACCCUCAGCGACGCAUCCAUUGGUAUCCACCGCCAUCCAACCACUAGUUCAGUACCAGCCGGUCGCUCCAAUCACGUAUUACAUCCCAGGCACACCCGCUGUCGGUACCGCUCUUUGGGGGCCUAACUUGCAGCUGACGGCAUCCUCGGGCUCGCACCAUACUGUUCAAACGAAUGUUGCUCCGAUUUCUGUGGCCAAUCCGGCGCUAAUUCCAGUACCCACCCCUCAACCGGGACCCUCCGUCGGAAGUGUGGAUGGCUCACAGCCAAUUUUAAAUGAUCUGAGUCUAACGUCGACAGUCUUGCCCCACACAUUACCACGCGGUACUGGUGAUUUGCCGUCAUUCAAAGGAUUGAAUGUAAGCGAAGUGCAGGUGGAGGUAGUAGACGUAGACAAGGUCAUAGCUUUCGUCAAUGAGCACGGGUGGCAGAAUGUAAUAUUCCCACCAAGCUUGAAGGAGCACCCUGCAGUUGCAGCAUCUAUUCGUGCUGCGCUAAGCAAAAUGGAAGCAGGCGAAGUAAUCGAAAGCGGAGUUCGCCGAUCGGAGGAAGCAAAUCAUGAAGACACAGGUGAAAAACCAUCCGGGAAACCAGAUGAUGUGAUCAUUGUGGAAGGACGGUUCUUCUUUGUACCCCGCAAUGUGAAUCGUACCAAGUUCCUGAAAUUUGUGUCUAAAUCGGAUUAUAUCAGACAUCAUGUGGAGUACUACUUCAGCCGCUCCAAUCUCAACCGGGACAUUCAUCUGGCCUCUAUUUUGGCGGCGAAUCAAGACGUUUGUCCAAUCAGUGAGCUACUCCAGUUCAAUCGUUUACGAUUCGUGUCAACAACAAAGACUGAAUUGUUGGAGGCAGUGGCGAGUAGUCCCUCUGUUGCUGUAACCUACUCAACGGAUGGGUCUCCAAUAGGCAUUGUCCGUAUCAUGGCACCAGCCCCUAGUGCGCCUUCCACAACUAUGGGGGACACGCCAUUCACUCAAAAUUCCACCGAAUCAUCCUUAACCCCUCCGAACGCUACACAUGUGUCAGAAACAACGACAAAUUCAGUGUCGGCGGUGAACACUAGUACCAGUUUGGUUCAAACUGCGACCCCAAACGGCGAUGCUGCUCAGCCUUCUCGACCGGUUCAUCUGAUCUCAACAGCGUCAACAGUGUCUUACUCUACAACACAUACUACCACAAACUCCGCGAUACCCAUGCCUCCAUUAAUCGCAACACCUGGCCAUAUCCCUGCGCAGUAUCUGCAAUCUCCAGCAUUUGUGUUGAACUCCGUCCCCCGCAUGGAAUUUAACAAUGCCUCCCCAGGAAGUGUCACAUACCCUGGAUUCACUGCUUCUCAGCUUCAACAGUACUACUCUCAGUCGGAUGCAGGCGCGGCUCUACCUCAAGCAGCUUCCAUAACUUUUCCCAAUCAGCAAAACUUAUAUCCUCAUCACCAGGCAUUAGUUGCGGCUGCGGCAAACCAGCCGUCUCUCCUUUCGUCCCCCAAUCAACCGAACCUUCAACCACCAGACGGAAGUGCCGCAUUUAUGACUGCUAUCUACCGUAUCGCCACGCCUGGACACCCCUCGCCUACGGUGGGUGCGUUUUUGCCCCCGGUAGGGAACACCACAGCAUUGGCUGCUCCGAACAACUCGCCUGUGUUUUUUCAAUUCCUACCUACCGCUCACCCCUCACCAGGCUAUCUAGGCUCUGCUGCAAACAAUCCUAGUUCGUUAUUCAAUCGACCAGUGGGGGCUUUGAAUCCUGGUGGUGUUUGGAUUCCCGUAGCUACACCGGGAGGUGGAAUCGCAGUUCCCAAUAUAACACCCACACAACCCUUUCCUCACUAUGUAACAUUAUCCCAUGGUCCACAUGCCAUCACCGUGCCGAAUGCUGUGGGAGCUUCUUUUGGUGGAACUAUACCCCAUCCCAUGCAAGCCACCACUUUACCCCAAAUCCCCACUGCUUUGAUCGAUGCUUUGUAUGCUGGUCAGGCAGACCAAAACAUGUCCAGGGAUUUAGUCGUUGGGCGAUCCGUCAAGAUGAACGCGGCUUCGAAGCCUGCGUUGAUUCAUCGAUUGCGUAAUACAUUGAAACGACCAAAUCGUAGUGACCUCGUGGAAUGGAGCGCUCUACGAUGUUUUGGUAAGCACACCAGUCGAAUGCUGAUGCUGAUCACCGGUGGACGCAAUAAUGCAGCUAUUAAGCUAAACACAUCGAAAAAUGUGGAACUGCCUUUUAGUAGGUUGUCGGUGUAUACCUUUGGUUGCGGUCAUAAUGGAGUUGAAUAA
Echinostoma caproni is the source of this 3012-nucleotide messenger RNA. The record is from the annotation of a GenBank genome assembly. NCBI's taxonomy places the organism in Eukaryota, Metazoa, Platyhelminthes, Trematoda, Plagiorchiida, Echinostomatidae.